AAAGGACUAGAAUCCAGUGCGAUGUCGUUUAGCCACUUUUUCCCAUACAGCUUCUACACCACUACACUCACACCACCAUCUUUCUCCUUCAUGUGAUAGAGCGUCUUUCGAAAAGCGAAUUUUCCCUUUUUCUUUUCCUUUAUUCUCUCCACCACUAACAAUCCUUAACCUCCGCCGCCGAUGUCGUCAUCACCGCCACCGGAAAUCUCUCCGCCGUCUCCUCUCCAACCGUCAGUAAUCAACGUCACAACUCCGCCGUCAUCUUUUCCCCUAUUUCCACCAACAAAUGCAAGUUCUGAACCGGAUCCUUCGGCACCGGUUCAAACUCGAUCUGGUAAUAAUAAUAACAACUCUGCAUUGGUUUCUCUUGGAGUUGGAAUCGGCAUUGGCGGUGCAGUUGUUCUCGUGUUUGUUGCUGUUUUCGUUGUGUGGUACAAGAGGCGGAAGAGACGACGUCGUGCCGCAGCUGCGGAUGAUCCGCUAGGGUUUAAAGAUGGCCUUGGCGGCGCACCUCAAAACUGGCAACAUAAUGUUCCUCCCUCAAAGGAAAAAACGAACGGAUUGCCUUCAAAGUUCAAUAAUUCACCAUCUAAUUUUCAAUUAUCUUCAUUUGGUUCUUCAGCCCCUCCUCAACCACAUUCAACAAGUAGUGCAAGCUCUGAGAAGCCCAAUCCAACUAACAUGGCUUAUGGAAACAAUAAGACCGUAUUUACAUAUGAAGAGUUAGCAAAUGCAGCUGAUGGUUUCUCACAAGCCAAUCUUCUUGGUCAAGGUGGUUUUGGGUAUGUUCAUAAAGGAAUCCUUCCAAAUGGAGAAGUAGUUGCUAUUAAACAAUUGAAAAUUGGAAGUGGACAAGGGGAACGUGAAUUUCAGGCUGAAGUUGCUACCAUUAGCCGUGUUCAUCAUAAACAUCUCGUUUCAUUGGUUGGAUACUGCACUUCUGGGCUUCUUCAAAGGAUGUUAGUUUAUGAGUUUGUUCCGAACAACACUCUCGAGUUCCAUCUACACGGAAAGGGAAAUGAUAUCUUAAACUGGGAUAUGAGGAUGAAAAUUGCUCUAGGAUCAGCAAAAGGAUUGGCAUAUUUACAUGAAGAUUGUCAACCGAAGAUCAUUCAUCGGGACAUCAAGUCUGCAAAUAUACUUCUUGAUAACAGUUUUGAGCCGAAGGUUGCAGAUUUUGGACUUGCUCGAUUUACUUCUGAAACAGAUACUCACGUUUCUACUCGUGUGAUGGGAACUUUUGGCUAUUUAGCUCCAGAGUAUGCUCUUACUGGGAAGUUGACUGAAAAGUCAGAUGUCUUUUCCUUUGGUGUCAUGCUUCUUGAAUUGAUUACCGGACGCCGACCCAUUGAUAAAGCUCAAUUUUUGGAUGAUAAUAUUGUUGACUGGGCAAGGCCAUUGCUAAGUCAAGCGUUGGAAGAUGGCAACUUUAGCACAUUGGCUGAUGCAAGAUUGCAGAAUAAUUAUGACUGUACUGAAAUGUCUAGGGUAAUUACUUGUGCUGCUGUUUGUGUGCGCCACUUAGCAAGACGUAGACCAUCAAUGAGCCAGAUAUCUCGAGCCUUAGAAGGAAACCUGCCACUAGAGGAAUUGGAUGAGGGUAUCAAACCUGGGCACAACAAAUUAAAUGGUUCUAAUGAAAGCUCGGAUUUUGACACAGCCCAAUACAGAGAACAGCUAAAAAAGUUCCAAAAAAUGGCAUUUGAAAGCCAAAAUAACUCUAGCGUGUGGAGCGCACCCACAAGCAAUCUUGGACAACAACCAUCUGGAUCUAGCAGUGAGGGCUUAAGAACAACACGCGAUCUGGGGUCGAGUGUCGGAACUCAUCAAAUACCAAUCGAUUGAUAAGAUAUAUAAACACUGAAUCCAGUUUGUAGGAUUCUUGAUUUUCAAAGUUAGUAGGAAGAUUUAUUUUGAAUAUUGUGUUUAAUUGUUUACAUAGAGGUAGUUUAUCAUUGUACAGAGGACUAAAGUGCAGUUUAUGGUUUGAUUGGUUUUGUUGAACUAGGAGGUUGGGACCAAAAGGUUUAUGUUUGUUAUAGUGGCAUGUUCGUGUAUUUUUAUGGUUUGAGACAUUUAUUCCAGCUUUUGUUCUUUG
Helianthus annuus (common sunflower) is the source of this 2098-nucleotide messenger RNA. RefSeq names its product proline-rich receptor-like protein kinase PERK15. The transcript has 8 exons. Bases 181 to 1845 code for a protein of 554 amino acids. Lineage: Eukaryota; Viridiplantae; Streptophyta; Magnoliopsida; Asterales; Asteraceae. Gene Ontology annotation, molecular function: protein kinase activity; ATP binding. The record is from RefSeq and is a predicted model, not a curated record. Gene Ontology annotation, biological process: protein phosphorylation.